Molecule: messenger RNA, 606 nt
Organism: Suillus bovinus
Lineage: Eukaryota; Fungi; Basidiomycota; Agaricomycetes; Boletales; Suillaceae
Exons: 3
Coding region: 1-606 (201 amino acids)
Source: RefSeq, a predicted model, not a curated record
AUGACCUCUCAUCCACCUACCUCAAAUACUCAAUCUAUUCCAAGUGACCCUGGACCCAAGAUUACAGUUCAGCUUCAGGGCAAGGACAAGACCAAUAUCUACGCUGUUCUUGCCCAGCUCAUAUUUGCAGAUCACCCUAAGUACAGCAGUGCAUACAAUCAAAAUCCGAAGAAAUUUGCCAACUCAGUCAGAAACCACAUCGUGGGGUACAAGAAACUCAAGGCUAGAUUCAGUGCCACUGGCGCCAGCAUACUGCCUGGCAGCAUUGAACAUUUGGCGGGCAAAAUUGGGAACAUCCAAUCUGACAUUAUGUCCCUUCAUGACUCCAAGCACCAGCACUUUCUUGCAAAGCUUGGUGCAAAGAGCGAGAAUCAGCGGAAUACGAAGAAAUAUACUUGGCUUCAUGAAACGUAUGAUCACGAGGCAUCUCAAGCCAUUAUCAGCCAUCAACGAGAGCAGGAGAAUAGGGCCGCUGAGAUCCACCUUCAUGAAGUCGACAUUCAGGUGCAUGAGGCACAUUCUGCUGUUCUCAACAAGGAGGCGGAGACUUUAUGCUUACGGAUUCAGUAUCAGCAGCUGUUGCAGGCUAGUAACAGUGGGACCUGA